AUGUUUUCGCUUGCUGGAUGUUCAUCACUUAUUCCAAUCAUUUCUCGUCGAACAGCUUUAUCCAGAACUCCAAGGAGGAUGUUUUCUGACAAGGUGUCCGAUGCUUACAAGUCCACUAUAAAGACACCACCUGAAACGACUGCUAGUGACGGAAGUCGCCAUGCUUCUAUACCAGAGUACGAUAAACAAGUGAGGUCCGGGAGACUGCACAGCGCGAGUGAGGAAACCGGUAUCAAGCCAACACAAUGGCAGAGGAGAUUCUUGGUGGUCACACAAUUGUACAAAAGUCAGAAGGAUAUUCCAGAAUACGUCGCUGUUCCCACAAUGAAUCGUAUGCACAAUCGAAUGCGCGCGAUUUGUAUUACUGUAGCUGUUCUACUAUUCUACUUCAUCUUCCACACUGCACGAUUUUCCACGGAAAGCAAGAUGAUCAGAGAUCGCGAGUCUGUGUUGUCUACGAAAAGAUAG
Molecule: messenger RNA, 468 nt
Organism: Cooperia oncophora
Lineage: Eukaryota; Metazoa; Nematoda; Chromadorea; Rhabditida; Trichostrongylidae
Source: the annotation of a GenBank genome assembly